Molecule: messenger RNA, 792 nt
Organism: Rotaria sp. Silwood2
Lineage: Eukaryota; Metazoa; Rotifera; Eurotatoria; Philodinida; Philodinidae
Source: the annotation of a GenBank genome assembly
AUGACUAAACUGAAAAUCAGUUACAAGGACGAUUCUUCCUCGUCGAUCAACAUUUCUUCGUCUCAGCAGUCAAAUCGUCUUCCUCAAGCUGGAGAGAUUUCAGUUUAUAAAAGCACCAGAGGUGGUGAUUUUCUCUGUCUUCACGGCUACACAUAUCAAAUUGAUCGACGAAUGAAGAAUAAAAUAAAAUGGAAAUGUAAAGAGAGCAGAAAUAAGACAAGAUGUGGUUCAAAAAUUUAUACAACAGAAAAUGUGGGAACUGAUCGAAUAUCAGCUUAUAAAUAUCUUGGAUCAAAUGAUGUUUUUCACUCACAUGACGGAGACAAUGAUCAAAACAAAGUUGCAAUUUUUCAAUCACAAGUUAAAGAUACUGGAACAAAUAAUCGAACUGUACCACCAUCAAGAAUUAUUAAUCAACUAGCAACUUCUAUGAAAUUAACUGAUAAACAAUUGGGCAUGAUUCCACUUCAUGCUACAUUGUAUUAUAGAGUCUAUCGUGCCAGAAGCAAAACAGUUCCACCACUGCCAAAAUCUGUGAAAUUUGACAUUCCAACUACAUUUUCAACUACUUCCUCUGAUGAGAAAUUCAUAUUUUUUGAUCAUUUAUAUUGUAAACAAACCAAAAGAAUUAUAGCUUUUGGAAGUCCAAUGCAGCUGAAAAAAUUGUUCACUUCGAAACUAAUAUGUGUCGAUGGAACAUUUUCAAUUUGCCCGAGAAAACAUAAACAAUUAUUAAUUAUUCAAGCCAUCGAUCAACAAAGGUAUGAUGGUAAGCCAAUGAUUGUUUAUUAA